Messenger RNA from Megalops cyprinoides (Indo-Pacific tarpon), 2159 nucleotides. Its product is annotated as synembryn-A-like. The transcript has 10 exons. The coding region runs from base 125 to 1774 and encodes 549 amino acids. Gene Ontology annotation, cellular component: plasma membrane; cytoplasm. NCBI's taxonomy places the organism in Eukaryota, Metazoa, Chordata, Actinopteri, Elopiformes, Megalopidae. The record is from RefSeq and is a predicted model, not a curated record. Gene Ontology annotation, molecular function: G-protein alpha-subunit binding; guanyl-nucleotide exchange factor activity. Gene Ontology annotation, biological process: G protein-coupled receptor signaling pathway.
ACCUAGGAGUGAGGAGCCGAAGUAAAGAGUAAAGAGCGGUGUGAGUCACAUCGGAAUAUUGCCAUCGGAAGGGCUGGUGCGUGAUUGUGUCGUGUGAAGAUAGGAGUGCACCGGAGACAUAGCCAUGAAGAUGGAUUUAAAUACCGUUAUUGAAAAUAUGGAAACUGGCGAUCAAGAUGCUGCGUUGAUGGCUCUUCAGGCAUACAAUAAAGAGAAAAGCCAGUGUUUCACAUUUAACACAAAGGAACAAGAAGAGAGAGAGCGGCUCGGCGAGCUGGUGCUGAGCUUCCUGGAGCGGGACCUGCAGCCGUCCUGCCAGCUGGCCUGCCUGGAGACCAUCCGCAUCCUGUCCCGGGACAAGGGCAGCCUGGCGCCCUUCGCCACGCGCGACGCCAUCCAGACGCUGAGCCGGCACGCCGGCAUCGCCCAUGGAGAGGGCCCCACGCCCGAGAUCCCCGACCUGGACGUGAUCGUGGAGGCGCUCAAGUGCCUGUGCAACAUCGUGUUCAACAGCGAGGCGGCGCAGGAGCUGGGGGCAGAGCUGCGGCUGAUGGCGGGCCUGGCCGAGCGGAUCAAGCAGUGCCACGAGCGGCAGUGGAGCCACGAGGUGCGCUUCUUCGACCUGCGCCUCGCCUUCCUCUUCACCGCGCUGCGCGUGGACGUGCGCACCCAGCUCGCCCAGGAGCUGCGGGGCGUCAGCCUGCUUGCCAACGCCCUGGAGGCCACGCUGGGGCUCCGAUGGCUGGACACCUUCGAGGUGGCCCGGGCUGACGCCGAGGAGGGGGCGGAGGUGCCCCCGCUGGGGCGGGAGGAGACGGAGCGCGCCAUGGAGAUCCUCAAGAUCCUCUUCAACAUCACCUACGACACCAACCGCCGCAAGGUGGAUGAGGAGGAGGCAGCUACAUACAGACACCUGGCCGCCAUCCUGAGGCAGAGUCUGAUGUGUGUGGCUGACGGAGAGGAGCGCACGGAGGAGCUCCACAGUCACACGGUGAACCUGCUGGGGAACCUGCCGCUGCUGUGCCUGGAUGUGCUGCUCGUUCCCAAGGUCCAGCAGGGCUCCAUCGAGUACAUGGGCGUGAACAUGGACGCCGUCAACAUGCUGCUGGAGUUCAUGGAGAAGAGGCUGGACAGGGGAAAUAAGCUGAAAGAAACCCUUUUACCCUCCCUGAACCUUCUGACAGAGAGCGCUCGCAUCCACAGAGAGACCAGGAAGUUCCUGAGGAUGAAAGUUCUGCCACCGCUGCGUGACGUGAAGAACCGGCCGGAGGUGGGGAACGCCCUGCGGAACAAGCUGGUGCGCCUGAUGACCCACAUCGACACCGACGUCAAGCACUGCGCUGCCGAGUUCCUCUUCGUGCUCUGCAAGGAGAGCGUGUCCCGCUUCAUCAAGUACACGGGUUACGGCAACGCCGCGGGCCUGCUGGCCGCGCGGGGGCUGAUGCGGGGGGGCGGGGCCCCGGGCCACUACUCCGAGGAUGAGGACAGUGACACAGAGGAGUACCGGGAGGCCAAGCCGCACAUUAACCCGGUGACGGGGCGCGUGGAGGACGAGCAGCCAAACCCCAUGGAAGGAAUGACAGAGGAACAGAAGGAAUACGAGGCCAUGAAGCUGGUCAAAAUGUUCGACAAGCUCUCCAGAGACCAUGUGAUCCAGCCAAUGAAACUGGGGCCUGAUGGGAAAAUGACCUCAAUGGAUCCUUCUGACUUGCACAGACUACCGCAGCAGGGACCACAUCAGUGCUGCUCAGACAGUGAAGAGGAGGGUGACUAGGAAGAACGCCCAGCUUAUUCCAGUAUUUGUAUAGUAUAUUUACACAUCUAAACCUGCCAAAAUUAAAUCAACAAAUUAUGACACAUUGUGGAAUAUUGAAAUAAAUAACUGAAAUAUUCAAAUUAAAUAUAUAAAUAAUGAUACAUCCUUCAGUGGCUUUCUAAAUUUUGAUCCUUUCAUUCAACAAACACACUUCACAUUUCACACACUUCACUGACAUAUCGCAAUGAUAUGUUUAAUUGCACGGAGAUGAGGCAGAUGGUUGAUAAAACCAGGAUGGGUGGUAUGAAGCCUGGCAUUAGCUACUUACUGCCUGAGGUCAGUGCUCUUUUUAUUUCACAUUUCACAUUAUUUCUCAUUAACAACUUUGGUGAAAAUCAAACUG